Messenger RNA from Ixodes scapularis (black-legged tick), 4006 nucleotides. Its product is annotated as meckelin. The record is from RefSeq and is a predicted model, not a curated record. Gene Ontology annotation, cellular component: MKS complex; ciliary transition zone. The transcript is spliced from 29 exons. Gene Ontology annotation, biological process: cilium assembly. Bases 52 to 3084 code for a protein of 1010 amino acids. Lineage: Eukaryota; Metazoa; Arthropoda; Arachnida; Ixodida; Ixodidae.
AACAGGAUCUCUGCGACGGCGACGGACGCUGCUGAAUGCCCUCUUGUUCCGAUGGUUAUUCGUUUCGGCGUUGGGACAGAACGCGGGAGGCGGCUAGUGAUUCUAGCAGCACUCGUCGUCUUCGCCGAGUCGAGGUACCUGCUAAAGCACGUUACACCGAACGACUGCGACGAGCAUAGCUACUACAACGACAUCGCUCACAACUGCGUCAAGUGUGGCGCCAACGGAGGUCAAGAAGGUCUUCAAGUGGCAUCCAAAGACGGCUUGUCAUGCAAGUGCCUGCCACGUCACCGGAUGACGGUGCGUCGAAGUGCCACAAAACUUUCCUGCGUGCCAUGCCCUCCGAACCAGGUGGCAUCAUCAGACGGUUGGGAAUGCGUUCUGUGUGCAGCUCAGUCCCCUUUUCAGAGCUCUACCAACAGUUGCAGCAGCUGCACUGAUGGAGUGUUUGAAGAGGUUUUGGACGACACUGGCUCCAAGUGGCUGACAUGUAAGAAGUGCCACGGACAAACCUGGCCCGACCCAAACCUGAGAAAAUGUGUGGUCUGUCCACCAGAGUUUCAGGUUGCUGACAACAGCACUUGUUCUUGUCCACCUGAAAAGUAUGUCCUGACUGAUGGCAGCUGUCUUCCACAAGAUAUGCUGGAUGCAAACCUUGAGUCGGCUCAGCACAUCACAUAUGAGGGUGGCACCAUACUUUCUAUGCUAUUUAAGGAUAUCUUGCAAGCAUCCUUGUACAACUGCAAAGUGUACUCCAAUGAAACUGCGUGCCAGAUUGUUGCCAACCUCUGCGUUCUGACCUUCUACAGUCGUGGGUCUGGUACCUCUGUCUGUGACCGGUACCUCAAGUUGUCCGAGGGAGUCGCAGGACGACCAAGACAAGGGCAAGGCAGUGUACCAUGGCUUUUUUACCUGGAAGAUGACGCAGCUGCAGUGAUGUCUAGAACAGAUGUCCCGAACCAGUUCACUAUAAAGCGGUGGAAAGAGACCUCUUAUCUACACUUUGUUGCUGCCAAAUAUAGCCUCAAAGGAAAAUUUAUGGGCAUUCAACGCUUGGAAAUUCAGGAGCUGAUGUUAUGUGGUACUUCUCUGGCAAAUGCUGAUGUACUUCGAUUUGGGACAACUUUUUUUGACAAGUGCCAAAAGUCAGUGAGAGAUUUGUGGGACUCUUCACAAAUUAUAUUUUAUGAACUCUUUCUGGAAAGCAAACAAGCUAAUGAAGAUAAAAUAUAUCCAGUGCCAGCUAAGAUAGAAAACAUGGAGAAAAACUUGAAGAAACUCAGUGAUGAGGGCGUGUCUACAUGGCAGCUAGUAAGACGAUUCUUUCUGCUUGACCCCAUGUCUGGAAACGGCACAGACACUGCAGCCCCGCAAAAGUCGCCCGUCAGAUUUUUACGUUACGCUAAAGACAUCAAUAUUCACAUCACAAUGCAUAAAAAAGUGAAGCCUGGCACCAUCUACCCACCGCUGUUGACCGUCACUUAUGGUGAAGUCGCAAGAGAUGCCUACGAACAAAACCUGCAAGUUCCUGUUUCGUUUUCAGUCACUUACUCCUCUGAUCGAAACCAGACUGCACAUGACAUGCCGAUUGCCAUAGGUGUGUUGAGCUCACUCGCCAUUUUGUGGGCGUGCAUUCAGAUGGGGAGCUGGGCUCGCAGGUCCGGCAAAACGUCCGUUAACAUUGUGGCACUGCUCAAACUCAUCAUCUUCACUUGUGCCAGCUUGUCCAAUGUCUUCCUGAUGGUUGUGCUGUGUGCAUCACUCAACUGGCUAGUAAUGUACAAGAUGCAAGAUGUUGUCCAUCUCCUGCUGCCAAGUCCACAUCAGGAGCAAGAAAUCAAGACAUUCAUCAUCUUUGCAUUUUUCAUGAAAGCCCUGUACCUGUUGCACAUUGUGUUUGUGCAAAGCAGCGUGGACGUUUUCUUCUUGGACUGGGAGCGCCCGCACGCGACGCCGUCCUGGCCGCGGCACCCUCGUCCCGGCCGCUCUUCCCGACUUCCCGGCGCCGACGACUCCUCGCACCCUCCAUCUGGAAGCGAUGCCGGAAGCGCGGCCGGAGAGAGUACCACCGCAGUCAGCAUCUGGCGAUCUUACUUUGUGGCCAACGAGUGGAGCGAACUCCAGUGCCAUAGGAGGGUGUCGCUCCCCAUGCAGCUGCUGGCCCUGCUUUUGCUGCUCAAGGGGCUUGGAUUGGAAUACUUGACUCUCGCCACUCCCGAGAGUUACUAUGUCCACAACCUCAAGAAUGCGAACAUUCCUUUCAGUGCCACUUGUCGGUUUGCCUUAGCUGCUUCCCUCUACCUCUCAAUUGCAGUACUGCAAGUCUUUUUUCACAAGUUCAUUUAUGAGCGCUUCUACGAAGACAAACUGCAGCACUUCGUUGACUUGUGCUCUGUCAGCAAUAUCAGUGUGUUCAUAUUUGUACAGCCAAAGUUUGGAUAUUAUAUCCAUGGUAGGUCGGCUCAAGGCCAAGCAGAUGUCUCCAUGAGAGAAAUGCACGAACUGCUGCGUAGGGAAGAGGAAGACCUGUGUGGCCAUAGAGGCCUCUUGCCAGAUACCGAGCAGCAAACUUUCCAGAUGGCAUUGCCAGCCAGCGUUUAUGAGCAAUACUGUCGCAUGCGGAGACCACUUACUAUGUACACUCAAGCACCAGAUAGAAUCCAGAUAGCGGAUGGACAUCUUUCCAGGGCCAAUAUUGAUACUGUUGUCAACACAUAUAACAUUGUCACCAAGUUUUUAUCUGCCUUUCUCGAUCACUCCCUGAAGGAUAUUGACUACACUGUAAAAGAUCGAACACUUUUUGAGAAGUUGCUUGACAUUGAGUUCAGUGACGUUGUAGACCGUGGCUUUUUUUACAAUGAUAAUGGACACUCCUUUGAUGCUGUCAUCUACCAUGGGCACGAGCUUACGCUUGUUAUUUUCGACAUGCUCAUGUUUUGUGUGAUUGACUUUGCAUCUUCUGACUUUGUCAUCUCUGCAGUCUUCACCUACAUCAUUGACAAGAUGUUAGAAGGAUUUCGAAGAUUGCUGAGCAGGAGAAACCUGGUCAAGAAGGCUCUUGUGGACGAAAGGUUCUUGUGGUGAAACCUAGAAGGAACUCAUGAUCAAGGUCUCUCAUCUAACUGGCAUCUUCAAUGCUUCAUUCUCCUGCUGUCACAGUAUUUAUUUUAUGCUAGGGGGGAUUUUCUAAAGGAAUGUAGGACUUGAAUUUGAUCUCCCACUACAUUUAGUGAACCGCUGUAGAACCUCAUCUUUUAUUUUUAAAGCAUAAAAUGCUUUUUAACGGAACCCCCUAGUCCCAAAAUAUUGUUUGUCUGUCUGGAUGUCUGUCCGUUCAUUCGUGCAUUUUUUUAAUAAAUUUAGUGGGGAAAUUUAUGUCACGUGACCUAUACAGCAAUUCACUUUCUUUGCUAAAUGUAGCGGAGAAAUUGAUGUCCCAUGAUGCACCAAUCCCCUCUCUCCAUCGUUUCUGUCCCCUUCUCUCUCCCCCCCUCCCCCGGGUGUCCUCCACAUCUGACAUCUUUCCUCUUGCUCCCCCUCCUUCCCCCCCUCUUCCCAUCCUCCUAGGAUACCCUCUCCCUUCCCCACCCCACCUUGGUCAUGGGACGCAACAAAUUCAGUUCCAACACUAAAUUUAGUGGGGAAAUUUAUGCCACAAGACACACCAAUUCCCUCUCCCCAUUCCUCUAUGUUCCCCUCUCCCAAUCACUCUUCAGCCUCUUACAGUGCCCCCACCCUCUUUUGCUCCCCUUUUGCCAUCAACCCCCUCCUGCAGUGCCUUUCCUUCCCCCUCCCUGAUCAUGUGACAACCCUACAGUAUCCUCCUUCCCCCUCCCUGGCUUCAUUCCUGGAACAAGUAACUGUUUAAUUACUUCCAAACAAUUGAAACAGUCACUCUUAAAAACUCCAUAUCAUGCGUUAUAGAACUUUGCCAUUUCAUGCAUUAUUAAACAUUGCCAAUUCUUUUUUUUUUUUACUGUACGCAAAUAAAUUAUUUGCAAACUGG